AUGAGCACCGAUGCCAGCCACCUGCCUGCGGGAUCCCAGGAGGCGAGCGGGGCUAUGUGGACUCCAUCCAGCUGGAUGGCUUCCGACGUCCCUCCCAACGCCAGCACCUCCUUGGCACAGCUGGGUCAGCGGCAAAGGGCGGAGGAGUGGGGUGGCAAUACCGGAGAGAUGGCGGGCACGGUAGUGAUCCAGUGUAUCUAUGGCCUGGUGUGCCUGCUGGGGCUUCUCGGCAACUCACUGGUGAUCUUUGUCAUCCUGCGCUACGCCAAGAUGAAGACGGCCACCAACAUUUACCUGCUCAACCUGGCCAUCGCCGACGAGCUCCUCAUGCUCAGCAUCCCCUUCGUGGCGACCUCGGCUGCGCUGCACCACUGGCCCUUCGGCCGGGCCCUGUGCCGCACCGUGCUGGGCGUGGACGGGCUCAACAUGUUCACCAGCGUCUUCUGCCUGACCGUGCUCAGCCUGGACCGCUACAUCGCUGUGGUGCACCCACUGCGGGCAGCCACCUACCGCCGGCCCAGGGUGGCCAAGAUGGUCAACGGAGGGGUCUGGCUGCUCUCGCUUCUGGUGGCCUCGCCCAUCCCCAUCUUCGCCGGCACAGCUGCCACGCACGACGGCCGAGCGGUGGCCUGCAACCUGCUGUGGCCUAGUCCGGCCUGGUCAGCUGCCUUUGUGGUCUACACGACCUUGCUGGGCUUCCUGCUGCCGGUGCUGGCCAUGGGCCUCUGCUACCUGCUGAUUGUGGGCAAGAUGCGGGCGGUGGCUCAGCGGGUGGGCUGGCAGCAGCGGCGGCGCUCGGAGGGGAAGCUGACCCGGCUGGUGUUGAUCGUGGUGGCCAUGUUCGUGGUGUGCUGGAUGCCCUUUUAUGUGGUUCAGCUGGUGAACCUGCUGCUGCCCGGCCACCUGGAUGCCACGGUGAACAAUGCCUCUCUCAUCCUCAGCUACUCCAACAGCUGCGCCAACCCCAUCCUUUACGGCUUCCUCUCGGAGAACUUCAGGCACUCCUUCCACGGGGUGCUGCGGCGCUGCUGCGACGCCAGCUUCUGCUGCUGCUGCCACCCGGACCUGGGCGCCGCUGAGGAGGAAGAGGAGGAGGAGCCGCUAGAUUACUGUGCCGUCCCCAAAGGGGAGGAGACGAGCAAGGGCUGCAUGUGCCCAUCUUUGCAUUGCCAGCGGGAGCCGGUGCACCCUGAGCCCUGCUGUACUCCUGGCACCCUCCUUGCAAAGACCACCACCUUCUAG
This is a messenger RNA of Emys orbicularis (European pond turtle), 1242 nucleotides long. RefSeq names its product somatostatin receptor 4 (gene SSTR4). Lineage: Eukaryota; Metazoa; Chordata; Testudines; Emydidae. Gene Ontology annotation, biological process: cellular response to glucocorticoid stimulus; neuropeptide signaling pathway. The transcript has a single exon. Bases 1 to 1242 code for a protein of 413 amino acids. Gene Ontology annotation, cellular component: plasma membrane; neuron projection. Gene Ontology annotation, molecular function: somatostatin receptor activity; neuropeptide binding. The record is from RefSeq and is a predicted model, not a curated record.